AAUUUGCGUUCUCUGUCAUCAGUGUCAGCGAUUUGUAAGGUUAUGCUCAAAAGAAACUGGAUAUUUUAAUUAUUUUAUCUAUUACUGCUUAAUUUACUGUUCUUAUAAUAUACUCAAAAAUGAAGACACGAUUUAAUUCAUUUGAUAUUUUGUGCAGCGUAACAGAAUUGCAAAAACUUAUCGGAAUGCGAGUGAAUAACAUCUACGAUAUUGAUAAUAAGACUUAUUUAAUAAAACUACAACGAACCGAAGAGAAAAGUGUUCUGCUAUUGGAAUCCGGUAAUCGAAUUCACACAACCAAUUUCGAAUGGCCGAAAAACAUUGCACCGUCCGGUUUUAGUAUGAAGCUGCGAAAACAUUUAAAAAACAAGCGACUGGAGAAGUUAACUCAGAUCGGUUUAGACAGGAUUGUUAUUUUGCAAUUCGGUACAGGUGAAGCGGCAUAUCAUGUUAUCUUAGAGUUGUACGAUCGCGGAAAUAUUUUGCUGACAGACUAUGAGAUGACAAUAUUAAACGUACUUAGGCCGCAUACGGAAGGUGAUAAAGUAAAGUUUGCGGUUCGUGAGAAGUACCCUGAGAAUCGAGGGCGAGAGAGCAACAUUAGUAAUGUUGACGACUUACGGCUGGUGUUAGAUAAGGGAAAAGUAGGCGAUCCCAUCAAGAAGGUGCUUAUGAUGAACUUAGAUUACGGACCUUCGUUAAUUGAACACGUUUUAUUGAAAAGUGGUUUCGCAAACUCUACAAAACUUGGAAAAUCAUUUGAGAUUAAUACAGACAUUGAAAGAUUGUUUUCAGCAAUCGAAGAAGCUAAACAAAUUGUAGAAGUUGCUAAAACACAAAAUUGUAAGGGUUUUUUAAUUCAAAAACGAGAAGAAAAGCCUACCACCGAUCCAAAUGCUCCCAAAGAAUAUUUGUACUCAAAUCAGGAAUUCCAUCCGAUGCUUUAUUCUCAGCACAUAUCAGAACCUUACCAGGAGUUUGACACUUUUAAUUUAGCAGUGGACGAGUUUUAUUCCACAUUCGAAAGCCAGAAGAUCGAAUUACGGGGCCUGCAACAAGAAAAGGAGGCACUAAAGAAGCUGGAUAACAUUAAAAAGGAUCACGAUCAUCGUUUGACAGAGCUUGAGAAGGCUCAGGAGACUGAUAAGCAGAAAGCGGAGUUGAUCACACGAAACCAGGAGUUAGUGGACAAUGCGAUUUUGGCAAUACAAAGCGCAUUGGCCAGUCAAAUUUCCUGGAUGGAUAUUGAGAAUCUUGUGAAGGACGCUACGGCGAAGGGCGAUCCUGUGGCUAAGCAUAUUAAACAUUUAAAGUUGGAUACUAAUCAUAUCAGUUUAUAUCUUACUGAUCCGUAUAAUGAUGAAAGUGGCGGAGAGAUUGAAGGCCUGCCAUCUGCAAUUAUUGAUAUUGAUUUAGCUUUAUCUGCUUUCGCCAACGCUAGAAAUUAUUAUGAUAAGAAACGUUUUGCGGCCAAGAAACAGCAGAAAACCUUGGAGUCGCAAGGAAAGGCGCUUAAAUCUGCAGAGAAGAAAGCUAAGGAAACUUUGAAAGAGGUGAAGACCAUUACUAAUAUUCAUAAGGCGCGCAAGGUAUACUGGUUCGAGAAGUUUUUUUGGUUCAUUAGCUCAGAGAACUACUUGGUUAUUGGGGGUCGCGAUCAGCAGCAGAAUGAAUUAAUUGUUAAAAGGUACAUGAAACCUAAGGAUGUUUAUGUUCACGCAGAUAUUCACGGUGCGAGUAGUAUUGUAAUAAAAAAUCCGUCUGGAUUACCUGUUCCCCCAAAAACAUUAAAUGAAGCAGGAAUUAUGGCUAUUUGUUACAGUGUUGCAUGGGAAGCGAAAGUAAUAACAAAUGCUUAUUGGGUGUAUGGUGAGCAAGUAAGUAAAACUGCACCGACCGGUGAGUAUUUAACAACCGGCAGUUUUAUGAUACGCGACAAAAAAAACUUUCUACCCCCCUCACAUCUGAUUUUGGGCCUCAGUUUUUUGUUCCGUGUCGAAGAUAGUCAUAUAGAGAAGCAUAUAGGAGAACGAAAACCUGCUUUAGGCGGGGAUGACACAGUCAGUAUAGCAGAUAGUGAGCAAAGUAAAGAUGAGGUGGAAUUAGAAAUAAUUGACGAAAGUGAUGAGGAUGAAAAGAUAGCUGAAAGUGAUAGAAUUGAAAGUGUGGAAGAAGAAAAUAGAAUUAACCAGGACAGCUCUGAUUCUGAAAGUAGUGUUUCUAAAUUUCCCGAUACACACAUCAAAAUAGAACAUUCGGAGGGAACUAAAAUCAACAUUAUAGCAGAACCUGUGCAUAUAAAGGUUGACCCCAAUACUCAGUUGGAAAUUGAAAAGCCAGCGAAAUUGAAUACAAAGACACAACCAAAGAAAUCAAGACCCACAAAAAAAACGAGGGACAAUGAAGAAAUUGUUGAAAAAGAGCAAAACGAUGAAAAUGUUAAAUUCGCGCCAAUAAAGCGAGGUCAAAAAAGCAAGUUAAAAAAAAUUAAGGAGAAGUAUAAGGAUCAAGAUGACGAAGAACGGAAGCUGAGGAUGGAGAUACUACAGUCGGCAGGUUCUGGUAAAGAUACCAAAAAGGGAAAGAAGUCGAAAGAGGCCAUUCCCAUUAAGAACACGAAAAUUCCACGUGUACCCAAGGUGACUGCCCCAAAAUCUGAAAAUGUCGAGGAGGGUGACGAAGAAGAAUCCGGCGCACAAGUAGAAAUCGAUAUGAUCAACACUUUAACAGGUCAACCGUUCGUAGAAGAUGAACUUCUGUUUGCUGUACCAAUCAUUGCUCCAUACAAUGCUCUUAAUAACUACAAAUUCAAAGUGAAGUUAACACCAGGAACUGGAAGGCGAGGUAAAGCUGCACGUACAGCAGUCAAUAUGUUCCUCAAAGAUCGUGCGGCAUCCCAAAGAGAAAAGGAUUUACUCAAAGCAGUUAAAGAUGAACAACUCGCGCGAAACUUACCUGGGAAGGUUAAACUAUCUGCUCCAAGAUUACAAGUUUAUAAAAAAUAGAAUUCUAUACGGGCAAUUAGGUUUGAUUGUCUUCCUAUUUUAUGUACAUACUUACAGAAUAAUUAUUUCUAUUAAGCCAAGGUUAAGUUGGAUGAACAGUUGCAUAAGUUCAGUUAAUUGUUACUUUUAAAAUGGAAUUUGAUCAAACCAUAUAAAUGUUAUGAAGUCUAAAUAAACAUUUUGUAUUUGUUUAUUUUAAAUAUUA
Photinus pyralis (common eastern firefly) is the source of this 3210-nucleotide messenger RNA. RefSeq names its product nuclear export mediator factor NEMF homolog (gene Clbn). The record is from RefSeq and is a predicted model, not a curated record. Gene Ontology annotation, molecular function: tRNA binding; ribosomal large subunit binding. The transcript has 14 exons. Gene Ontology annotation, cellular component: RQC complex. Lineage: Eukaryota; Metazoa; Arthropoda; Insecta; Coleoptera; Lampyridae. Gene Ontology annotation, biological process: ribosome-associated ubiquitin-dependent protein catabolic process; rescue of stalled cytosolic ribosome. Bases 120 to 3005 code for a protein of 961 amino acids.